GUCCAUGGUUUGGCGUAGCUGAGUUGCGGUGCUGCUUGGGAAAACGCUCUUCCAAGUCCUGAAGUAGGACGUAGACACCUACAAGUUUGGGCAAGAGUUGAUAGCUGUUUGUUUGGUUGUUUUUGUCCUCCCUUUGUGUAAUAGUAUUGCUGUUUGCAGAGUGGGUUUUUUGGGGGGUCAAAAUAUCAUGGAACUGGAAACAUGUCUCUGAAUCUGAGUUGUAGGAGGUACAGCAGCAUUUCUUCUAACCCAAGUCUCAACUGUCCCUAACAGAAGCAAGGACUCCAGCCCAGCUCUGGGAUGGUGUUCCAGAGGAUUGUGUUUAAUGUGUGGAUGAGAAGAAGGCCACAGGGAGAAGAUGUGGCCAGAUGGGACCAUUUUCAGCUCUUCUAGACUAGACUUGUACUGUCUUCUGUGUGGGAAAACCCUUAAGCAAAACGUGAAGUGCUGCACAGAAAGGAAACCGAGUUGACAUUGACUUAAUGCUGCAGCCAGCAGUUGCAGCUGAACUUCACAUAAAGCCAAUGGAGCCACAAGGGAUUGUCAAAGCUUUUCCCAAAAGGAAGAAGGUGAGGGAUGACUCAGGGCGAAUCAUCCCUCCAAAGAUCCCAAAAGAGAGAGGAACAGAAGUACCUGAGGAGUGGCUGAAGCCAGUCACUGCCUAUGUGUUGCAAGCUGGCAUUGGCCAAGCCAGGGCCAAGAUCUUCCAUGAGCAGAUUCUCCAGAAUGGGGGUGCUGUACACAACCAGCUGUCCUCAGAGGUCACACACAUCAUUGUGGCUGAAGAUAUGGACUGUGAUCGGGCCUUUCGGCUCCUUAAAUUAACCAGGCUACCUUCGGGGUUGCAGCUAGUGAAGGCCUCGUGGCUGAGUGCUUGCAUCAGAGAUCAGAAGCUGCUGAGUACUGCUGGCUAUGGUGUCUUUAUCUCUCGCAGGUACCUGGAGGAGGGAGAACUACAGGAAGAGCAACAGCGGCAGGCCUUGGGCAGUGAAGAGAUCCAGUCCCCAGCAGAUGAGGGAGCAGCAAAACCAAAUACUGAAGCACAGGUUGAGGAUACCUUGCAGCAAGACCUGGGCACCCUUGGACAGCAGCAGCUGGCUGAGAAAGACUCUGAUGAUGAAGACAGUGAAGGAGAAGAUGCUAAUGUCACCCAGGGAGAUCUGGAAGCAUUGAUUUCUGGCCACUACCCUGUGAAAUCAUCAGAGGAGACCAGCGACAGCUCUGCCAUAGUGGCCCAGCCUGUCAGCAAGUGGGUUUGUGCCCAGUCCUCCAACAGCAAGAAGGUGAAUCACAACCAAUGCAUCACAGAGAAGCUGGAAGUGUUGGCAAAGGCCUACUCUGUCCAGGGGGACAAAUGGAGAGCUCUGGGUUACUCCAAAGCCAUCAAUGCCCUUAAGAGCUACCACAAACCAAUCACCUCCUACCAGGAAGCCUGUAAAAUCCCUGGGGUUGGGAAACGGAUGGCGGAGAAGAUCCUGGAGAUCUUGGAGAGCGGGCACCUGCGCAAGCUGGAUCACAUCAGUGAGAGUGUGCCUGUGCUGGAGCUCUUUUCCAACAUCUGGGGAGCAGGGGUCAAGACAGCUCAGAUGUGGUACCAGCAGGGUUUCCGGACGCUGGAUGAUAUCCGCAGCAAGGCGACGCUCAGCAGCCAGCAGGCGGUGGGGCUGAAACACUACACCGAUUUCCAGGAGCGCAUGCCUCGAGAGGAAGCUGCACAGAUAGAGCAGACCGUCAGACAAGCUGCCCUGGCCCUGAAGCCUGGACUCGUGUGUGUGGCAUGUGGGUCCUACCGUCGGGGGAAGCCCACCUGUGGAGAUGUGGAUGUGCUGGUCACUCACCCAGAUGGGCAGUCUCACCGUGGAGUGUUCAGCAAGCUGCUUGACAGCCUUCACAGAAGUGGCUUCCUUACGGAUGACCUGGUGAGUCAGGAGGACAAUGGUGAUCAGAAGAAGUACCUGGGGGUGUGCCGCCUCCCUGGGCCGGCCCAGCGUCACCGCCGGCUUGACAUCAUCGUGGUGCCUUACAGCGAGUUUGCCUGCGCUCUGCUCUACUUCACCGGCUCGGCUCACUUCAACCGCUCUAUGCGGGCCCUGGCCAAGACCAAAGGCAUGAGCCUCUCCGAGCAUGCCCUCAGCUCGGCCGUGGUGCGAGGCCCUGGAGGCACCAAGGUGGCAUCUGGCCACAUACUGCCCACUCCCACUGAGAGAGAUGUCUUCAUUCAGCUGGGGCUGCCCUACCGGGAGCCCUCAGAACGAGACUGGUGACACUCGGUUAUCACCCAGCGCCCUGGGCCUGCUAUCAUGCUGCUGAUUUGAAGGAUACUGAUUUCCCCAGUGCUGCUCUGUGGUUACUACAGACUAAGACAUACCACAGCAAACUGGGGCUUCUUGCAAGCACAAGGCCCUGCUGCUGGUAGAGCUGUUUGACUUCACCUGGCAGAGGCUGUGGGUUGAAACCACUAUGGAAGCGCUGCCACAGGUUGCCCUUCAGCUACCCUGGUCCUGCUGUCCUUUGGGAAACUUCAAAAGGCUGAUAUGCAGAGCCUUGUGAUUGAGCCUCUCCUAGUGCUUGGAAACAGAAGAAGUGGAGUGCUUCUUCUUCUGUAUCUGAGCACAGGCACCCCAAAAUCUGUCCUGAGCUACAUGUGAAGGUAGCAGGGGUCUGGCUUCACCCUGGAACAAUCUUUCCUGUUCUCACUAUUGCUGGCAGCACUACUACCAGAACUAUGAAGGGUCCCUGUGUGUUGCUGCUAUGUUCUUUCUUCAUCUGAUCUGACUUGUGUCCUCUGGUAGGUCUCACUGCACAGGGCUGGGCUGCUAUGACUGCCACCAGCCUCCCCCAGUGUCAGGUAAGCCCUGAAGGAGACCCAGGAACCCAAUGUGCUGGACCUGCUCACUCUCAGCUGGUCAUAUGCUGAGGAUCCUCCAGUGUGGAGCUGUGAACCCUCUGCUCUGGUCCCAAGGGCUCCCUUUCCUCUGUGCAGGAGAGGAGCAGACCUCAUGGCUCAGAGGAGGGCUUGAAUGUAAUGGAAGUGUAAUUCAGCAGGGCUGUGUUUGUGCACAGGGGGCCUGGAGAAGAGAAACACAAGAAGAUAGUUUUGCCUCACCUGGGUUAGAACUAAGCUUUUCCAUUUGGUAUGUGUGGAAGCCAUGGAGUCAUCAUAGAGUGUGUGUUUGAGUAUACUUGUGGCUGGCACAGUCAGUUCACAGGAGUGAAUUUUAUCUCUCAGGAAACUUCAGCUUUUUUUAAGUGCUGGAAAUGGAUUUCUCAGAGACUUGCAAUGCUCUGUCCCUGUUAUGGGUAUUGCAGUGGGUCCUUCUGGCAGAGGUGCUGCUCUGCAGCAUGGACUGCUGGGAGUGCCAUGGUGGGUAUUUCUGUGCCAGGACUCUGGGCCUCCUUUUUAGCCAUUUUCUGAGCCUGGCCUGGUCUGCUCCCUUGUCUUGUGGGGGAUGUCUCAUCACCCUGGCUCUGCACUCUGCUGCAGUGCCAACUGUGUCUGCUGGGCAGCAGUAGUGGGGCUGAGGCAUGUGCUGGGGAGACCUUCACCCCACUGGUAUCAUUUCUCAGCCCAGCCUUUCUGCUGAACACCUAAUGGAAAUGAAUGUCUUCUGUCAUGUCUUGCUGCUUUGAAACUUUGAAGUAUAAAAAAUCCUUUCUUUCGUGUCUCUCA
Pogoniulus pusillus (Red-fronted tinkerbird) is the source of this 3670-nucleotide messenger RNA. RefSeq names its product DNA polymerase lambda (gene POLL). Gene Ontology annotation, molecular function: DNA binding; DNA-directed DNA polymerase activity. Bases 483 to 2264 code for a protein of 593 amino acids. NCBI's taxonomy places the organism in Eukaryota, Metazoa, Chordata, Aves, Piciformes, Lybiidae. The transcript is spliced from 9 exons. Gene Ontology annotation, cellular component: nucleus. The record is from RefSeq and is a predicted model, not a curated record. Gene Ontology annotation, biological process: double-strand break repair via nonhomologous end joining.